Messenger RNA from Juglans regia (Persian walnut), 7110 nucleotides. RefSeq names its product thyroid adenoma-associated protein homolog. The record is from RefSeq and is a predicted model, not a curated record. NCBI's taxonomy places the organism in Eukaryota, Viridiplantae, Streptophyta, Magnoliopsida, Fagales, Juglandaceae. The transcript is spliced from 4 exons. Gene Ontology annotation, biological process: tRNA methylation. Gene Ontology annotation, cellular component: cytosol. Bases 271 to 6885 code for a protein of 2204 amino acids.
UUUCUCUUCGCCCUAACCUUCCUUUCCCACCCGUUAAGGUACCAGUACCACCUCUUCAACUUCAAGCCGCCAUCUGCAACCUCUCUCUCUCUAUCUCUCUGUGUUAGAGUUGAGAGAGAGAGUGCAUUCAAAGCAAAAGAAGCCAUACCAGAUAUCAAAUUUCGGAAAAUAUAAUCGUCGUCCUUUUCCCUGUGAACGGGAUUCUCACUUCUGAGCUUCCACAUUUGUCAUCAAGACAAAGUUCCUUCCAAUUUGUUCAGUUUCUCAAACAUGUCCGCCAAAUGGCGUGCUCUUCAGCACCGCCACCGCUAUACUUACAACGCCAUCAUUUUCCCCACUUCCUACACCGACUCCUUAGCCCUCAUACCUACCACCUCUUCCAAUUUCUUCGACCAAUUGAAACAACUGGUUUCCCUCAAUUCCAUUUACGCCCAAGUCGACCAUGCCAAGAAAGUCGCAUCCUCUUUCAUCGACUUUUUAUCCACCACCGAUGACGAUGCUUUGGUCUCCGUUGCCGCCCGCUUUUACUUGGAGGUUCUGUUCUUCGAGAACUCUCUGCAACUGCACCGAACCUUAGUCUCUUCCUUGGCCAAGACCCGCCACCACCAGGCUCUCAUCGGCACGUGCCUCCGCGCGCUCUGCGAGGAGCACGGCGGUCGUAAAGGCAGGCGCUUCUCCUCGUCGCGCGUGGCGUUAUCCAUUUUGGGAAUGCCCAAGUUGGGGUAUUUGGUGAAUAUCGUUGAAGAAUGUGCUAUCGUAGUCGCUUGGGACGCCGUUUUGAGCUUGAACGGCGUCGUGUCGGAGACGGAAGACUGGGCUCGGCCUUCUCCGAUCGUAAUGGAACAGUGCCAGGAGGCUCUGUCAUGUUUGUAUUACUUACUCCAACGGUUCCCGUCAAAGUUCACGGAUUCUGUAGGUGCCGAGAGUGUUCUCGAGACGGCUGUGACGGCUAUUUUGAGCGUUCUGAAGUCCCCAGCGUUUUCGAGGGACUGCUUCGUGGCCGCUGGGGUGAGCUUUUGCGCGGCUUUGCAAGUGCGUUUGAACGCUCAAGAACUUGGUUUGUUUAUCAUUGAAGCUAUAUUCUGUCAAACUACUCGUAGAUCAGUUAGUCAUUGCGAGAGUGAGCCUGAAAAUGUGACUGCAAAGGUUCCGUACAAGGGUGAUUUAUUUAGUGAAAUACAAAACUUCUCCGUUUUGAGCCGACUUUGCUUGCUUAGAGGGAUUCUUACAGCGGUUCCAAGAAACGUGCUUAAUACCCAGUUUGAUAUAUCGAGGGAUGCUUUCAAUGGGAAUGAGGGCGAUGCGAAUGGUGCUAAUUCUGUUAAGACCAUACUGUAUGAUGGGAUUUUGCCUGAGCUGUGUAACUAUUGCGAGAACCCAACUGACAGCCAUUUUAACUUUCAUGCAUUAACUGUGCUGCAGAUUUGUUUGCAACAGAUAAAAACCUCGAUGUUAGCAAAUAUUAGUAACCCUUCAGGAGAUUAUGAUUUAAUUCCCGAGGACAUGGGGGCUCGGGUGUUGAGAAUUAUAUGGGAUAACUUAGAAGAUCCUUUGAGUCAAACGGUCAGACAAGUUCAUCUCAUUUUUGAUCUAUUCUUAGACAUUCAAUCUUCCCUUCGAUGGUCGGGGGGUAGUGCGAGAAUAAAGUCAUUCUUGCAAAAGAUUGCUUCAGACCUUCUCCGCCUCGGGCCACGUUGUAAGGGAAGAUAUGUUCCUUUAGCUUCACUGACUAAGCGGCUGGGGGCGAAGACUAUGUUGGAUAUGAGUCCUGACUUGCUGUUUGAAACGAUACAGGCGUACAUGGAUGAUGAUGUAUGUUGUGCUGCCACCUCGUUUUUGAAGUGUUUCCUAGAGUACUUGCGUGAUGAAUGUUGGAGCAGUGAGGGCAUUGAAAAUGGCUAUGCAGCUUAUAGAGGCCAUUGUUUGCCCCCUUUUUUAUGCGGGCUUUCUUCUGGGGUUUCAAAGCUCCGCUCAAAUUUGAACACUUAUGCUAUGCAAGUCUUACUCGAGGUGGAUGUGGAUAGUAUAUUUUCUAUGUUUGCUUAUAUCUCUGUUGUGCCAAAUGGGGGCGGUGAAAAUGGACUGUUAUAUCCUGAUCUUGGUCCUGCCAACAUGGAACUAAAAGUUGAACAGAAAGUGGCCAUUUUAGUGUCAAUGCUCAAGGUAUCUCGUUUACUUGCUUUGAUUGAGGGCGACAUCGAUUGGUGCAGAAGCAAUGCGUUACACCGGAAAGAGGGUGGGCUGGGUACAGGUUGCUUCCCCCAUCAUGCACUUGUCUGCAUAAAGGGGGUACAGGUUGAAGUCCCUGUUGAGUGGCUAAUACUGGCACUGACCCAUGUUGAUGAGUCACUCCGUGUAGAUGCUGCUGAAUCUCUUUUCUUAAACCCCAAGACAUCUAGCCUGCCUUCCCAUUUAGAACUCUCUUUGAUGAAGGAAGCAGUGCCAUUAAACAUGAGGUGUUGCUCUACUGCUUUUCAGAUGAAGUGGACCAGCUUAUUUAGAAAGUUCUUUUCUCGAGUUCGGACAGCCUUGGAGAGACAAUUCAAGCAGGGGAGCUGGCAGCCACAAGUCUAUUACGAGAAUAGUGAAGCUUGUCUUUCAAAUGGAAUUGAGGAAAACAGAGCAGAUGAGCUUUUUCAUUUUAUGAGGUGGUUUAGUUGUUUUCUAUUUUUCUCAUGCUAUCCUUCUGCUCCUUACAAAAGAAAAAUAAUGGCCAUGGAGCUCAUUCUAGUAAUGCUUAAUGUUUGGUCUAUUGUGCCCUCUUCCCAAGAUGAACGUAAAUCUCUUUCUCCUGAAAGUUGUCUCUAUCCUUACAAUAGAGGAAUUAUACUACCCGAUUCUACUUUGCUGCUAGUUGGGUCAAUAAUAGAUAGUUGGGAUAGACUGAGAGAGAGUUCUUUCCGUAUAUUGCUUCAUUUUCCUACACCACUUCCUGGAAUUUCAAGUGAAGACAUGGUCCAGAGAGUAACUGCUUGGGCUAUGAGUUUAGUUUGCAGUCCACGUGUGAGAGAAAGCGAUGCUGGAGCUCUAACUUUACGGCUAAUAUUUAGGAAGUAUGUAGUGGAGCUUGGGUGGAUAGUCAAAGCGUCAGUUAAUCCUGUCUGUUUUCAUUCGCGGCCUGAACUGGAAAAUGGGAAUGGUCAGAAUGGUAAACCUAGGCAUCCUGUCAUUGAAUAUUUAAAGUCACUUAUAGAUUGGUUAAAUGUUGCUGUAGAGGAGGGAGAGAGGGAUCUUUCUGAUGCAUGCAAGAACAGCUUUGUUCAUGGUGUAUUACUUGCUCUACGAUACACUUUUGAGGAAUUGGAUUGGAAUUCUGAUGUGGUCUUGGCGAGAGUCUUAGGAAUGAGAGAUCUAUUAGAGAAGCUCUUGGCACUUGUCAUGCGAAUAACCUCUUUGGCACUUUGGGUGGUUUCUGCAGAUGCUUGGUAUCUCCCAGAGGACAUGGAUGAGAUGGUUGACGAUGAUAGUUUCUUGUUUGAGGUUUCUGAUGAGAUGAAUAUGGAGACACAUUCUUCAGACCAUGAAACAAAAAAUUCAAAGCUUGUCCAGGAUGUUAGAUCAUCAGAACAAAUAGUAAUGGUCGGUUGCUGGCUUGCAAUGAAAGAGGUGAGUCUUCUUUUGGGCACCAUUAUAAGAAGGAUUCCUUUACCAAGUAGCAGGAGUUCAGAGUCAUUGGAGUCAGGGGUCCCCUUUUCUGAUGCAGCUGAUUCUUCAGUGAUGACAGUAUCUGAUGCAAUGCUUGACGUGAAUCAACUUGAAACGAUUGGGUGCCACUUCUUAGAAGUCCUUCUGAAGAUGAAGCAUAAUGGUGCAAUUGAUAAGACGAGGGCUGGAUUCACGGCUCUUUGCAACCGUCUACUUUGUUCAAAUGAUCGGAGACUAUGUAAGCUUACAGAAUCCUGGAUGGACCAACUUAUGGAAAGGACUGUGUCCAAGGGACAAAUAGUUGAUGAUUUGUUAAGGAGAAGUGCAGGCAUUCCUGCUGCAUUUACUGCUCUAUUUCUCUCGGAGCCAGAAGGUGCACCAAAGAAGCUCCUCCCACGGGCACUACGAUGGCUAAUAGAUGUAGCUAAUGGGUCUCUGCUGAAUCCAACUACCAAUGGCACAAAUGGUGACCCAUGCAAAAUUUCGUCAACGGAACCAAACCAAGAAACCAAGUCUUCACUGCAACCUGAGAUAAACUAUGACAAAAACACCUCAAAGAUCCGACAUGAGGGUGUAAUUCCUACUGUACAUGCUUUCAAUGUCCUUAGAGCUGCUUUCAAUGAUACUAACCUGGCUACUGACACAUCAGGCUUCUCCGCUGAGGCUUUGAUUGUUUCUAUUCGCUCUUUCUCUUCACCAUACUGGGAGGUACGAAACAGUGCUUGUCUGGCGUACACUGCUUUGGUACGCCGCAUGAUUGGAUUCCUUAAUGUUCAGAAGCGGGAAUCCGCACGACGUGCAUUAACUGGGCUUGAAUUUUUUCAUAGGUAUCCCUCAUUGCAUCCAUUUAUAUUCAAUGAACUGAAAGUUGCAACUGAGUUGCUUGGAGAUAAAGCCUCGGGACAUUCAGAAUCUGACCUGGCAAAUGUUGUGCACCCAAGCUUGUGCCCUUUACUGAUACUUCUAUCCAGGCUCAAGCCUUCAACAAUUGCAAGUGAGACGGGAGAUGAACUUGACCCUUUCCUGUUCAUGCAGUUCAUCAGGAGGUGUUCAACCCAAAGCAAUCUACGAGUCCGUGUCCUUGCUUCUAGAGCCUUAACAAGUCUUGUAUCUAAUGAAAAAUUGCCAAUUGUCCUUCAUAAUAUAGCCUCUGAGUUUCCUUCUGUGGAAAACCCACUUACAACAUCCACUGUGACCCAAGAUUCUCCCCAUGCUUCCUUAAACUCAGUACAUGGACUGCUAUUGCAGUUAACUUCUUUGCUAGAUAUGAAUUGUAGAAAUCUUGCUGAUUUCUCAAAGAAAGAGCAGAUUCUAGGUGACUUGACCCAAGUUCUCCAGAGGCGUUUGUGGAUUGCAAGCCCCAGAUUGUGUCCUUGCCCCAUUCUCAAUGCCUCGUUCUUGAGGGUUUUGGAUCACAUGCUUGGUAUUGCAAGAACAGGCAGUGUGAGCAAAACAUUUUAUGCUAUUAGGAGCCUAUUAAUGGAGUCUUCUAGAGAAUGCUUAGAUGUUGAAGCUUCUUAUGGGCUGUCCUAUUAUGAUCCCACUAUAGCAGAACUUCGUGAACAAGCAGCCGUUUCCUAUUUUAGUUGCGUGUUUCAAGCAUCUAAGGAAGUGUCUGAAGACUUCUUUCAGAUUCCACGGAGAUGUCCUCCACCUGAUUCAAAAUUGUUGAAGAUUCCUGAAAUGGGGAAUGCUUCUGCUGGACUUGAGGCAAGGUUGAUCCGCUCCUUGUCAGAUACAUCGUAUGAAGUUCGACUUGCAACAUUGAAGUGGCUGCUUAAGUUCCUGAAAGCAACAGAUUCUGGUAAUGAGUUCCAUGAUCCGUCUAGCAGUGAGAUUAGAAUUAUUCAGAACUGGACCAAAUCUAACCUCCAGGCAGCAAUGAUGAGUUUCUUAGACUUGGAAAAGAAUAAUAGAUGCAUAUAUUACAUUCUAAGGAUUCUUUUCACUUGGAACUUGCUUCAGUUUCAGAAGGUUGGUGAUGAGAAAUGCACUCAAGCAGUUUAUGUUGGUGGGAUGGAAUGUAAUUCUUUGUUUCAAUUUUGGGAUAAGUUAAUUUCCUUGUACAAGCUCACGAGACAAUCAAAGACUCGAGAAACACUAAUCUGCUGCAUGGCAAUAUGUGUAAAGAGAUUUGCUGGUUUAUAUGCAAGUGCUGAAGGGUGGAGGGACUCCAGUGAGCAUUUCCAAUCUGAUCAGCUUGAAAGAUUGGCCCACUUGCAUGAUUGCAUCAUCUUCUUCACAAGCCUUGUUAAACAACAUAGUGCCUCUUCUGAACCAGUGAACACACGCAAGGCUGCAGCAGAAUCUAUCAUAGCAUCUGGAUUGUUGGAACAAGCAUUGCUUAUUGGUUCUUCUGUGCGCAAUAACCAAAUCCCAUGUCCAGAUUUAGGCUCUCGUGGUCACGAAGCUCUCAAUAUGUAUGCUCAUCAAAUACUGGAUAUGUGGUUCACUUGUAUCCAGCUACUGGAGGAUGAGGAUGAUGGGAUCAGGCAGAGGCUUGCCUUGAAUGUUCAGAAAUGUUUUGUUUUGGAGAAAUGCCAAAGAUGCUCUCAUGAUGGAAAGGUUCCAACCCAAGUGGAGAAAGUUAUAGGAUUGUGUUUUGACCAUCUGUCUUCAAUCUUUGGGCAUUGGAUUGAAUAUUUUGAUUAUCUUUUACAGUGGGUACUGAAUGCCGCUUGUCACACAGUACCCAAAGGAGAUCUUGUGAGACGGGUUUUUGACAAGGAAAUCGAUAAUCACCAUGAAGAGAAGCUUUUGAUCAGUCAAAUUUGCUGUUCCCAUUUGGAGAAGCUACCAGCUUCAAAAUCUUGGGUGGUUGAAUUAUCAGAGGAGGGGUUGAAAACUUAUUUGUACAAUUGGAGACGCAGAUUUUGCCGUCAAUUGAUGUCAUUCGCCAAGGACCAUGUUGAGAAACAGGGAGGAGUUGAUUGGAUUGGUGGCGUGGGCAACCACAAGGAUGCUUUCCUACCACUAUAUGCAAAUUUGCUUGCCUUUUAUGCGCUCUCAAACUGCAUUUUUAAUGGUAAAACAGAGAAUGGUAUGCCUAUACUCGCCGAAAUGGUUGAACUUGGUGGAACUAUUCGUCCAUUUCUUAGGAACCCUCUGAUUUAUAAUCUGUAUGUUUUAGUUGUUAAAUUACAUGAGAAAAAUGUUGGUAUUACUGCUGAAUACUUGAUCCCUGAAUUCAGAGAUGACUCUGUUUGGGACUGUUUUGAUCCUUAUUUUCUUCUUAGGUAAGGUCUAGUAUGUAAAAUAGAUUCCAGGUUCAUAUUAAGGUCCUUGAUGGUGGCCUCGGGAAGUUUUGAGAUAUGCAGGUUUGAAAGUUAUGCCAUGCAUAAUGUAUGAUAAACUUCAGCUAUUACCGUACAUUUUGUCUGUACAUAAUUCUUCAAAGUUUCUUGUUUCGGGUGAAGUUGAAUCUUUAACAUGCUUGUUAUAGAAGCAGAAGUUGUAUUCAUGCUG